CCUUCCUCAACCAGGUCAUUCAAAUGUCCUGCUGAGGCGAAGCUAAUUCCUACUACUAAAGCAAGCGUCGGAAAUCCCGCUUUUGAAACACGCUGGGAAACAAGGCUCGUUUGUACUGCCAAAAGGGGCGAGCUCGACAUUCACGCACCUAACCUCAAGCUGUGGCGCCUCUAAUACAUUGCUCGUGUGAUACUAACGGUCCCAGGUGGACCUGGACGUAGAAUACAGACGGUGUCAAGAGGGCGCCAGGCCUUGUAUUGCUCGCUUGCUCGCCAUAGUUUCCAUUUGAUAAAGCAUCACUUCUGCUUCCACGGGUUCAUGAUGCGGCGACAGCAGAGUCUGCAGUUGUUGUUCAUGUCCAACCGGCGGUGUGUCCAGGCGGUCCGCUGAAAGGACGCUGAUAGACAGCGCGGAAGGAGCUCCAAGGAGCUAUGGCUGAGGCUCUUCAAGCGGAGCGGCAGGAUGGCGAGCAGUCAAGCGCUGGGCUUGAGAACUUCACCUACCUCGCGACGGUGGGCGAGGGUGCCUAUGCGGUGGUGUACCAGUGCGAGGACAACCGGGCGCCGGGGCGGCAGGUGGCCGUCAAAAUGUUCAAGAGCGCGCACGAGCACGCAAAGGUCAUGGCGUUAGCGGUGCGCGAGAUCCGGCUGCUGCGCUCCGUGGCACACCCCAACAUCAUCAACCUGCUCGACGCCUUCACGACCAGCAGCGGGCGGGUGUACAUGGUGUUCCCGUUCUGCGGCCGCUCCGCCCACCGCAUCCUGCGCGACUGGCCGGGCGGUGGGGGCCUGCCGCCCGUGCGCAUCAAGCAGCUGGCCUGGCAGGUGCUGCAGGCGCUGUCGUACCUGCACAGCCGCAAGGUCGUGCACCGCGACGUCAAACCCGCCAACAUCCUGGUGGAUGAGGAUGGCCUGGUGCGGCUGAUUGACUUCGGCUUUGCGCGCAAGACGCGGUGCGGCCCCUUCGAGGCGGAGCAGCUGAGCAGCUACGUGUUCACGCGCUGGUAUCGCGCGCCGGAGGUGCUGGUGGGUGACGUGUACGGCCCGGCCGCCGACAUCUGGUCGCUGGGCUGCACGCUGGCGGAGCUGGCGUCCGGCAUGCCGCUGUUUACGGGCCGCUCCACAGUGGACCAGCUGUACCUAGUCAUGCGCUGCUUCGGCUCGCUGGCGCCCGACCAGGCCGCACGCCUGGAAGAGGACCAGCGCCUGGCGCCGCUGAGGCAGGCGGCGGCGGCGCCCGGCGGGCUGCCGCGCGGCCGCACGCUGCGGCAGCGGCUGCCGCCGGGGCUGAGCGCGGGCGUGGUGGAGCUGAUUGAGGCGUGCCUGCAGCCCGACCCCCGCGUGCGGCCCACCGCGGAUGAGCUGCUGCAGCUGCCGUGGACGUGGGGCGUCACAAAGGGAAUGAUGGGCACGCCACUGGGCCGCCAGCUGGGACUUGAACCCAGCUGGGGGGCUUCCGGGGCAGCGCCCGCCGCAGAGACGGCGGCGGGGGUGGCGGCAGGCGCGGGGUUGGGGCCAAGCUCAACGGCCGGGUCGGGAGCCGCAUCCAUAGACGGGAGGUUGGGCGCAGCGCAGGUCGUGGCCGCAGCUGCGGCGGGUUUCCCAGCCAGCCGCUUGGGUGCCCCGGCUGCCUCACGCGCACAGCAGGCGCCGGCUCAGGAGUUGGGGCUGGGCCAGAAGACGGCACCUGCGCAAGGCAUGCCAAACGGUGCUUCUCCUGCCACACCAGCAGCAGCCGCAGCGAACGGUGACCAGGCACUGGCUACAGGCCCAGGGGCACACCUCCCGCCGUCCAGUGGUGCCGGGGCAGCUACCGUGGAGGGUGGCAGCGCUAGCAGCACGCCAGGCCGCGAGAUGCAGCGGCGCGGCUCUAAGCGCCAGCGUGUGGACGCGGCCAGAGGCGGACAGGAGGAACCGACGGCACGAGGGGUUCUUGACCAGGAGGAAACGGGGCGGGACGGCGCAGCGGGCUCGGGCAGGCAGCAGGCCUGGAGGGGGGCGCAGGAGUUCGGCAACGGUGCCGGCUCCGAGCCGGGGCCAGCGGCGGAGGUAGCUGCGAAGCAGGAGCAGGUGGUGCAUGCAGUCGCCACGCUGACCGCACACCACACAAGCUUGGACGUGAAUGCAGAAGAGGGAGACAGCGAGGCCGCGACGGCCAAGGCCGUUGCAUCCAACAAGGGCGACGACGGGGCUAGAGCAGACCGUGCAGGAGCGGGGGGGCCCGGGCACCAGGGGCAGGACGCGCAGGUAGCGGCGGCAUGCCGGGACCUAGUGGACGCGGUGGACGACGAGCAGCCCCCGGCGCAGGUGCAGAUGCAAGACGGCGGCGCGGGAGCGGCUGCAGAAGCCGCCGCGCUGCGGCUGCAGCUGAUGCAGCGGCACUCCCGCUCACAUCUGCAGGUGUUUGGCGGGCCGGGUGACCUACUGGAGGAGGCGGCAGCAGCUGCUAUCGCCGCCGGCCUUACGCAGCCGUCAUCGCAGCCGCGUCCGCGCCCGCCGUCGUUGAAUAGCAGGGACAGCGGCGCCGAGGACGGCAGCGGCUCCGACAGCGGCGCUGGUAGCAGCUACAACGGCUGCGGCGGGGAGCUGAUGCUAGGCAGCACCGGAGGCGCCGGUACCGGAGGCGGCGGCGGCGCCAUGCUGCUGCCGCCUCUGUCCAGUGCCUCCACCAGCAUAGCCUCGCGCGUCAUCGACAGCACCGUCGCCUCCGUCAACGCCGCGGAGUGGGUGGUGGAUGCCACGGAGGCAGGCGGCCGCGCGCAGUCACCGGCGCACCACCGUCGGGAAAUGGGGGCCAGCGGCGGGGGCGCGGGUGCAGGCGCGGCUGGCGCCAGCGGUGCGGGCGGCUCGGGGUCAGGGCUGGGGCAGCGGUUGCUGCAACUGCCGCGGCAGGGCUCGGUGCAGGGCCUCAAGUCCCUGCCUCAUGGCAGCGCACCGUCGUCUGUGGCAGCGGCCAUGUGGGCGGCCAAGUCCGGGGGCGGCGGCGGGCCGCAUGGCGGCAGCAAGGAAGCGGCGUCCAUGGUGUCUGGCGAGGCGUCUGCAGCGGCACACCCGACACACGGCAAGUCGUUGCUGGGCCCGGGCGGGAGCCCGCGGGCUGCUGCGACUGCUGCGACGGCCGCGGCUAGGGCGGGUAAGACAGCCGGUGGAGAGGCGUACGGGGCGGCGGACUGCCCGGCGACGGGUGCGGCCACGGCUGCGGCGGGCGUGGCAACGGCUGCGGCGGGUGCGGCAACGGCUGCGGCUGAGGGCUCCAGCGGCUGGCUGCAGGUGCAGCAGCCACAGCAAGGGCUGGCGGACAGCCCUCGCGGCAGCGGCAUCAUAGAGGCGACCUUCUCUGGGGCGCCCAUGCCGCUUGUCCGCCCAGGCGCCCAGGUGGCCGCCGCCAUCGCCGCCGCCGCCGCCGCCGCUGCAGCUGCUGGCGGGGCUGAGCGCGUGGAAGCGCCAGCGCUUUCCUCAACUCCUGAGGACCCAGGCUACCCAGCCGCGACUGCUGCUGCGGACGGGGCAGGCGUGGAUGCCGGUGCAGGGGGCGAAGAAGGGGAUGAGUCAGUGGUGGGGGAUGGGGUGGAGCUGGAGCUCGAAGUGCACGCAGUGGAUCUGAGGGAAGUAGGCAGCCCGGCGAGCCCCAUCCCAGCCAGCUGCAACACGCCGACACUUCCCGCGGCUGUGCCGCUGCUGACCUCACCGCCUUCGCAGCUUUGCAGCUCAGCCGCCAACACGGGCAGCAUCACCGCCAGCGCCAACAUAGCCGCGGCGGCGGCUGAUGCCGCAUACGCAGCCGCGUCCGCCAGCCAUCUGUCCACGCUGCAGCACAUCCGCGUGGCGGACAGCCCACUGCCGCCCUGCGCCCGGACACAAGCGGCGGCUGCACCCGCUGCGGCCGGCAGCAUGGCCGCCUCCGCCCCCAGCUCCAUGCACUCAGCAGCUGUGGCUGCGGCGGCUGCGGCGGCUGCCCUAGCACCUGUUGCCGCACCUUUCGGCACCAGCCACGCAUCCAUGCAGCUCCCUCAGCCGCCCCAUGUGCCCGGCGCAGCACCUGCCGGCUGCAGCCCAGCCCUGGGCUACAGCCAGCUAGGCCCCGGCUACAGCCCACAGUCCGGCUACGGCUUUCCCACCAGCAACAACAGCUUUCGCAACCGCAGUAGCUACGGCUACGCCUCCAGCCAACAGCACUCCGCCCGCCUCGCGCACCUGCCGCACGGCAGCAGCCUGCUAUCGCCGCCUCCGCCGCCGCUGCCCGCCGCCACGCCCACACCGGGCCCCACGGGCACGGGGUUCCUGCUCUCGCCACCGCGCACCGGCGAAUCGUACGUCGACACAGGUGACGUGGCGCUGGCAUCGCAUAUGUCCCUGGGCGGCGGCCUGGCGCCGUGCAGCACGGACUUCCAUCUGGCAGUUGCGGGCAGCUGGGCCCGCGCCCCGCCAUCGCACGCCGGCUACACCACAGCCAUGCGCCUGCUGCAAGCGGGGGCUGGCGCCGGCACGAGCACCGGCAUCGUGGCCAGCGGCGGACUGGACGGUGGUGCCCCUGCCUGGCCGUCCUCUGGGCACCUGGCGCCAGUCACGGCGCCCCAGGGUGCCGGCGCCGCGGGCGCGGGAGUGAGCGUGUUGUCGCCGCGGUUCGGCCAGCCACCCAUGCCGCCGCAGGGUCAGCCAGGCGGCAGGCCGACUCCGCGGCGCAUGACGUUCUCGGGCAUUGCCGGCGCCGAUGAGCGGGACACGGUGGCCAUGACGGUGCCGGAAGACGCGCCUUUACCGCCGCCGCUGACGGUACCGGCGGCGCCGGCGGCGCCGUCGUCUGGAGUGCUGUCGCCAGCCGGCCUAGGGACAACAUCCUACCACCACCAGCAGCCCCGGCACUACGUGCCACAGCGCACCGGCAAGGCUGCGGUGCGGGCGCUGAAGCAUGCCACCUUAGCGGACCGCGAUGGCGCCGUAAGCGGCAGCGGUGUCGGGGUGAUGCGCGACGCCUCAGGCGGCGGUGAUGGCGACGUUGACGCGCCCAGUGCCGCCGUUCGAGCGCGCACUGCGCUGGGCGCGCGAAUGCUGCGCCGGCUACGGCAGGUCGCGUCCUCGCGCUGGUCAAACAACGGCGGCGGCAGCCGCACACAUGCCGGUGGCAGCGUCACAAGCGAGGCUACCGCGGCCGCGGCCGACGCUGGCGCCGGUGGCCUCGGCGGAAUGGGCGCCAGCAUUGGCGGCAGCUCUCUCGCCGCGCACGCGCGCACGCCGCAGCCUACCCGCUCCAUCCGCCAGGCUACCGACUCGCAGCUACACUUUCCCGCCGCGCCCAGGUCGCAGCCGCUGCCGCCGCUGCCGCCGCCAGCACCGCUGGCCGUGCCGCAUGGCCAAGUGGCGCGCGCCGUACCCUCGCCGCGCUUCUUCGCCGGCUUGCAAGGCCUGUUGCGCAUCGGCUCUCCACGUGACAGCAACUCCGACAUCACCGGCGCCGGCGUGCACGGCCGCGGUAGCUACGGCGGCAACGUCGUGUGGACCGACAACCCCUCCGCCACCGGCCAUGAUUACGGCACGGACGGCACUGCCGGCGCUGGUGGCAGGCACACCGCAGGCGACCGCAGUACUCCCGGCGAGUACAGCAUGGCGGCUCUGGCGGCGGCUGUCGCCGGCGCCGCCUCAACGGGCGGGCUUGCACACCGGCACGUCGUAACGGGCUCGCUGCCGCUGCCAAAGCUACCUGGCGGCACCGCGGCGGCCGUACCGGCCGGCAGUGGCGGCGGCGGGGCGCCGCUCGAGGCCCGCGCCUCGUCGCUGACGCCCACCCGCAGCUCCAGCGUGUUGCGCCGCAUGGCGCAGCUGGUCAGCUUUGGCGCCGCUGGGGGCGCCGCUGGGGCCGGGGCCGGUGGUGGUGGUGGUGCUGGUAGUGGUGGUGGUGCUGGUAAUGGCGGGGCCGCUGCCGGAAUCACCGCCGCUCUGGGCUCCGGCCCGAGCGGCAUGCGAGAGGUUGUGAGCUUGUCUGCGGCGGCGACGGCGGCGGCCGUAGCGCAGGCGCGGGCUCAGGCAAAUGAGCGUGGAGCCGGGUCAUCAGGGCGUCUGGUGUCGGGUACAUUGUUGGGCGGCAGCGGGAACGGCUCGGGUGUCUUAGAGCUCAGCCUGCCUGAAGGGCUCAGCCCGAGCGCCUCUACUGAGAUCACCUCUCCCGCAGCUCAAGGCCUGAUGGCUGCAGGGGCGGUGGCGGCGGCAUAUGGCUCCGCUUUUUCCCGCCUCAGCCCGCACCAGCAGCAGCAGCAGCAGCAGCAGCAUCAGAACGCGGUCCCGCGACAGGGCGCCCUGAGCAUUAGCGGUGGCGGCAGUAGCAAUAGCCGCCGGGUGCUGCCACUGCCGAAACCGUUGUCGGUGCCGGAGUUGCAGGGUGAGCCCAUCGUCGCAGCGGCGGCUGCCGCCGCUACUGCCGGCGCCGCCGCGCCUGACGCACGCUUCAGCGGCGGCUCCACCUCCAGCAGCAUCCAAUGCGUCAGCGGUGGCGCUGCAGUGGCAACGCCCGGUGGCGGCACAGGUGGCGGCAGUCCGCGGCGUAACUAUGCCUCAAGCCCAAGCCUGCCCUCCUCUCCCACACUAGGCAGCGGCGGCGGCGGCCUGUGGGGCCAGCACCAGCACACGCACACGCCGGGCCAGUACCAGCAGCAGUCGCCGCCGAGUCACACGCGAUCGCCGUCGCGUCUACAGGUGGCGUCAACCAGCCCGCUGGCUUCGGCCGGGCAGCUGCCCUCACCCGGACAGCUGGCAGUGGCACCCGCCUCGCCCGGCGGCUCGAGCCCGCGCGUUCCUCAAGACGGCGGUGUCGACCUGCACCUGACAACCGGGGGUGCCAUGCUGGGGCAUGCAGGCAGCGGCCUGGGGGCGGCCGCGCUGCCGGCUGACUCGCGGCCCGCGCCGCGGCUGCUGCAGGCGGCGCGAAGUCCGGCGAUGACAGCGCCGUCGAGCGGCACCCAGUUGCACGGGCAACUGUCGCUGGGCGGUGAUGCCACGUUCAGCAGCGGCAUCCCGCACCUGAGCGGUGGCGGGGCGGCUGCAGGCGGCGACCGCUCCAGCGCCCACGGCAUUUCAGGAGGGGCGGCGUCUGUGUCGGACGCCUGCGUCAGCAUUGGGCCGGUCGUGAUGGCGAGGAUGCUGGACGGCAUCAGCGCCGCGCCCAGCCAGCAGCAGCUGCAGCAACAACGGCAUCAACAGCAGCUGCAAGAAAUGCAGGUGCUGGCCGAGGCGGUGGGCGCAGCAGUUGACAGGGCGCUUGCUGGCGUCGCAGAGCCGCACGGGCUCGCUGCGGGCACCGCAGGAGCAGCGCCCUCCACCACCGGGACAGCAGCUGCAGUGGCUGCAGGCGGGACUGCGACUGCGGUUGCACACAUGGCGGGGACGGUAUCAGAGCAAGAGGUGACCUUGGAGCCGGCGGCGGUGCAGGUGCCAUCGGUCGAGCCGGCAGGUCACGUUGCAGGCGGCAUGCCGGGGCCUGGGUGCCGGGAACCGGAGGUUGAGGUUGGCGGUGGCGGCGGGAAGAAGGGUAAGAAGGGCGUAUUUGGGCGCCUGAUGAAAAGCGUGAAAGAGGCUUUCAAGUAAGAACGAGAAUGCAACAAGACGAGGCCGCACUGCGGCGCGUCCAAGCACUUGCUUGCACGGGGUCGUGACCGGCGCACUCGCGCUUUCGGUUACAAGGGCGGCCCCGGCGCUGCGGUGAUAUGAUGGCGUCUUCCUCGCAACGCCACCGGGUCCGUGAAGCACUCCUUGCGUCGGCUCGUUGCUCAGCCGUAUUCCACAUGCCCCGAUGUCAGGGAUGUGAUAUAUGUAUGCUGCACCUAGAAUCGCGCGCGUGCCGCUGUUGCAUCUUUGACGUUAUUCUACAAUAAGCGAAGUAUCGAACAGCUCUGCACAGCCCAAAUAAAGAGUGCGGCUACAGGUGUGCAUGGCAGUAGGCGGUUGGUAUAUGUGAAGGUGGGAGAGCUGGGCGGGGUCCACUGAACUGCGUAUGGUUAGUUCCUUACCAUAGCUCGUUCGGUGCAUUAAACAUGCGGCGAGCGGGCUUUGGGGAUAUGGUGUCGCGGUGUUCGUAUGGCCAAAGGCAACACGGUGCGUUUUUCUUAGUUCCCAUGCGGCCAGGGAAAAUUGUGGCUAGAGGACUCAGAACAACAUAUUCCAUGUGCAAGAAAAUUAGACAAGCCUAGUCAUGGGUUGAUGAAAUCACCCUCAUGCCUGCAAGGCAAGGUACCAGAAAUGUGUGAUGGAUGACAUGAGCUCGAAGGCGCCGCGCGCCAUAAAGCACAACGGAAGGUGACUGAUAAGUAUGCGCGCUGCUGGAAUGCAGGGUGACUGUUGUUGUGGGGGAUUGUUUGGUCUGUGUGCCACUUGGCAUGGCCCUGGUGUGGGUGAGACUGGUGCCUCCCUUGCACAGAAGUUGCAGGGAACUGCACUGGUAUCAUUAGUCAGGAAGCAUGCACGAGACGUAUGCAAGAUAUGUUGUUGGGGGGGGCAUAAUGGAGGGCGGGGUUGCGGAUGUGACAGGGUGAAACACUGCCUGCUCAGUGCUAUGGACUGGCAUCACUGCCGGCCUUCGGUCUAUGCUGCCAGCGUUCAGAGAUCAGUGUAACUCCAAUUACAC
Messenger RNA from Chlamydomonas reinhardtii, 8610 nucleotides. RefSeq lists its product as uncharacterized. Bases 432 to 7574 code for a protein of 2380 amino acids. Gene Ontology annotation, biological process: intracellular signal transduction; protein phosphorylation. The transcript is spliced from 7 exons. NCBI's taxonomy places the organism in Eukaryota, Viridiplantae, Chlorophyta, Chlorophyceae, Chlamydomonadales, Chlamydomonadaceae. The record is from RefSeq and is a predicted model, not a curated record. Gene Ontology annotation, cellular component: cytoplasm; nucleus. Gene Ontology annotation, molecular function: ATP binding; MAP kinase activity.